Oncorhynchus keta (chum salmon) is the source of this 1306-nucleotide messenger RNA. It is a transcript of the gene tmed6, whose product is annotated as transmembrane p24 trafficking protein 6. Gene Ontology annotation, biological process: intracellular protein transport; Golgi organization; endoplasmic reticulum to Golgi vesicle-mediated transport. The record is from RefSeq and is a predicted model, not a curated record. Gene Ontology annotation, cellular component: endoplasmic reticulum-Golgi intermediate compartment; endoplasmic reticulum; Golgi apparatus. The transcript has 4 exons. Bases 145 to 867 code for a protein of 240 amino acids. Lineage: Eukaryota; Metazoa; Chordata; Actinopteri; Salmoniformes; Salmonidae.
AGAGCCCCACCUUUUUAGUGAAGCAGACAUAUGGGUUGUAGUUAAUAAUUUCUUGUCCCACAAGCAACGACACAUCCACACUGGCAGACAGUAGCAACCUGCACCUCAUUGCUAUAAAACCGUAUCCAUUCAAGAGGACCAGCCAUGUUAUGUGGGUUAUCCUUCGUGCUCCUGGCUCUAUUGGGUUUGGUGGACCCCCGUCCAGACCUACCAGCGGACAAGGACUUGUUCUGGGGAGCGGACCAGUAUGACUUUGCUGUCGUGCUGCGUGCCUCCGGACUGGAGUGCUUCUGGCACUUUGCACACCAAGGGGAGCGCUUCUACUUGACUUUUAUGGUCCAGUGGGUGACUGGUGUCGGCAACGACAGACACUUAUCCGUCACUGUCAACUCUCCUAAAGGCUUGCUGUUGUCCAAAAUUGACGAAGCUACGGGUCAGAUCAACUUUGUAGCUGAGGAGACCGGUUUCUAUCAAAUGUGCUUCAGCAACUUCCACAACCGAUUUGGCAGCAUGCAGGUCUUCCUCAACUUUGGGGUGUACUACGACGGUUCUGAUGACCAACGGAAACAGAAGGAGGAGGAGGAGAAGAAAGUCCAAAAAGACCUGAACAACACUCUGUCCACCAUAGAGGAGACGUCCCAUCGCGUGGAGGGCUACGUCUUCCACAUGUUUCGACAUUACAACUUUGGCCGCAUGCGGAAAGGCGCCGACUACUACCUCCUCCUCUCCAACUCUAAAUACAUCACCUGGUGGUCUGCGGUCCAGAGUGUGGUCAUCGUCAUGGCGGGCUACCUGCAACUCUUCUUCCUCAAGAGGCUCUUCAACACCAAGCCCACUACAGAAGCACCAGAGAGAACUCGCUGCUGAGUCCCUGGGUGCUUUUAGUAUUCAGUGCCCUCAUGUGCCCUGGUUGGGAUGAAUUCCAUUUGAAUUCAGUCAACCAGAAACGACGCCGUCAACAAUUUAAGGCCGGGAUUCAAUCCGAUCGCCCCUUUUCGGCUAUGCACCUUUUAAAGGCAAUGUUCCUGCAUUUGUGGAGACUGCGUUCACGGUAAAUGCUGCAUAUGUUGGCUCAAUCUCUAAUGACCUUUGAAUUUCUCGUGCGCUGUUACACGGAUCUACCACUGAUCGGAUCAAAUCACAGCCUUAAAUUCCAUUACAUUGAUUGAAUUCAGAUGAAAUUGACCCCGACCCUGUUGUUAAUGUAAGUGUUACUAAUGGGAUCUGCUCCCUACGUGUCUAUGUUGGAUUUGAUUAAAGUCGCACACCUUUUGACAAAUGUUGUCAUUCCAGUGCAUAUAUUUGA